Cyprinus carpio (common carp) is the source of this 3449-nucleotide messenger RNA. It is a transcript of the gene adamts14, whose product is annotated as A disintegrin and metalloproteinase with thrombospondin motifs 14. Gene Ontology annotation, cellular component: extracellular matrix. NCBI's taxonomy places the organism in Eukaryota, Metazoa, Chordata, Actinopteri, Cypriniformes, Cyprinidae. Gene Ontology annotation, biological process: proteolysis; extracellular matrix organization. The transcript has 20 exons. The record is from RefSeq and is a predicted model, not a curated record. Gene Ontology annotation, molecular function: metalloendopeptidase activity. The coding region runs from base 358 to 3423 and encodes 1021 amino acids.
GAACUACUUUUAACCAUUGCAUUCCCUCUGAUUAAAAGCACAUUUAACCAUUUAUGACCCAUUUUUCCACGUGUGGAGCUUCAGGCGGUCUUCUCUUUUUUUCCCCUCUGCUCGAGCUGUCGUCAUGAGCUCUCAGUGAUGGGUUGUCCCAUCUGAGUCCAGUCCACUUCAGUCCAUCAGAACUCUGCAGAAACUCUCGGUGUCCGUCAGUCUGGAGUUUGAGAGACGCUCGCAAUGCUCCGCAGUUCCGCGCAACUUUCUCCAACACACCGUUCCUCAUGAACCGCGUCCAGGAGGAAAGUUUCCAGUGUACUUCCAGAAGAAAGGUCUCGUGCAUUGGCUCUCACUGCCACAGCUAUGGAUUAUAUUUAUCUAAUCAUGUACUGUACGAUAAACCUCUUAUUUAUGGACUAUAGACAUGCUGCAAAAUCUCAUGGGAAUCCCUCCGGUAAGCUGAGUGAAUUCGGUUUGAUUGUCCCGUUCAGCACUGACGCGCGCGGCCGGUUCGUUUCUCACGUGCUUUCCGCGAGAGCGUCACCAACCGGCAGGAAACGGGUUCCGCGCGACGCCCCCGUUACGCCUCACACGGCCUUGAACGCGCAACAGCUGUUCUUCAACGUCACUGUGUUUGGAAAAGAGCUGCACUUGCGCCUGAGGGCCAACAGGAGACUCGUGGCCCCUGGAGCUUUUGUUCAGUGGCAGGAGGACUUUGAGGAGCAGGGCAAAGAGCGGAUCCUGGGAGACUGCGUGUUUACCGGGGAUGUAACGGAUGUGCCGAGAGCCGCAGUGGCCAUCAGUAACUGUGAUGGACUGGCCGGCUUGAUUCGCACGGAUGAUGAAGAGUUCUUCAUCGAGCCGCUGGAGAAAGGUCAGCAGGAGGUGGAGGUCAAAGGUCGCAUCCAUGUGGUCUACCGAAGGUCGGCCAUCAAAAGGGACAAGGAUCAGAGGCGAGAUGACCUUCACAAUGAAGUCACAGACUUUGGAAUCGCCGAGCUGCCCAACGCUCUCAGCGCGCUGGAGGAGAAACUGUCGGAGACGGAGCGCAAACGCAGACACGCCAAGAAAGACGACUACAACAUCGAGGUGCUGCUCGCCGUGGACGACUCGGUCGUGCGCUUCCACGGCAAAGAGCACGUGCAGAACUACGUCUUGACGCUGAUGAACAUCGUUGAUGAAAUCUAUCACGAUGAGUCUCUGGGAACCAACAUCAACAUUGUGCUGGUCAGAAUGAUCCUGGUGGGAUAUCGUCAGUCCAUCAGCCUGAUUGAGCGCGGGAAUCCGUCCCGGAGUCUGGAGCAGGUGUGCCGCUGGGCAAACACCCAGCAGAGGCUCGACCCCGAGCACGCCGAGCAUCACGACCACGCUAUCUUCCUCACCAGGCAAGAUUUUGGUCCCGCAGGUAUGCAAGGUUACGCCCCGGUAACAGGCAUGUGCCACCCGCUGCGGAGCUGCACGCUCAACCACGAAGACGGCUUUUCCUCUGCCUUUGUGGUGGCGCACGAAACCGGACACGUGCUGGGAAUGGAGCAUGAUGGCCAGGGGAACCGCUGCUCGGACGAGACCAGUAUGGGCAGCAUCAUGGCUCCGCUGGUCCAGGCCGCGUUUCACCGCUACCACUGGUCCCGCUGCAGCAAACAGGAGCUCAACCGAUACAUCCACUCAUACGACUGUCUUCUGGAUGAUCCAUUUGAGCUGAAAUGGCCCAAACUCACAGAGCUUCCCGGGAUAAAUUACUCCAUGGAUGAGCAGUGCCGCUUUGAUUUCGGUGUGGGGUAUAAGAUGUGCACCGCCUUCCGUACGUAUGACCCGUGUAAGCAGCUGUGGUGCAGUCAUCCUGACAAUCAGUACUUCUGUAAGACCAAGAAGGGCCCGCCGGUCGACGGGACGGAGUGUGCGCCGGGAAAGUGGUGUUUUAAGGGCCACUGCAUCUGGAGGUCAUCCAAUCAGCCCUACGGACACGACGGAGGCUGGAGUUCCUGGGGGAAGUUCGGCUCGUGCUCUCGUACCUGCGGAGGAGGCGUUCGGUCCCGCAGCCGCCAGUGCAACAACCCUGUUCCGGCAUACGGAGGUCGUGAUUGUCCGGGGUCAACGUUCGAUUAUCAGGUGUGUAACACAGAGGACUGUCCCGGCCCGUACGAGGACUUCAGAGCGCAGCAGUGCGUCCAGCGCAGCAACAAAUACCACAAUAACAUCAAACACACGUGGCUGCCAUACGAACACCCUGAUGAGGCUCAUAAGUGCGAGUUGAGCUGCCGCUCUAAAGAGACGGGUGAAGUCGUGUUCAUGAACCAGGUGAUGCAUGAUGGGACGCGCUGCAGUUACACGGAUCCGUUCAGCGUCUGCGCUCGAGGAGAGUGUCUGAACGUGGGCUGUGAUAAGGAGGUGGGCUCGUACAAACAGGAGGAUAAAUGCGGCGUCUGUGAGGGAGACAAUUCACACUGCCGAACCGUCAAACUCACGCUCACCAAAACCCCCAAGAAGACAGGUUUGCUGAAGAUGUUUGAUAUUCCUGCUGGUGCUCGGCACAUUGUGAUCGAGGAGAAUGAAACGUCGCCUCACGUAAUUGCUGUUAAAAAUCAGGUCACGGGGAGUUUCAUCUUGAACGCCAAGGGAGAAGAAAUCACGUCCAAGACUUUCAUUGAGAACGGCCUGGAGUGGGAGUAUUCACUGGCAAACGCCAAAGAGUCGCUGAAGACCGUCGGGCCGCUGCACGAAGCCAUCGUGGUGCUGAUCGUCCCGCAGGCCGAGGACACCAAGAUCAGUCUGAGCUACAAAUACAUCAUUCAUGAAGAUCUUCUGCCGGUCAUCACCAACAACAACGUGCUGCUGGCCGAACUGGACACGUACGAGUGGGCGCUGAAGAGCUGGUCGCAGUGCUCCAAACCCUGCGGCGGAGGUGUCCAGUACACUAAAUACGGCUGUCGGAGGAAGAGCGACGGGCGUCUGGUUCACAGGAACUUCUGCGAGAUCGGUAAAAAGCCCAAACCCAUCCGUAAGCGCUGCAACACCAACAGCUGCAGCCAGCCCACGUGGGUGCUGGAGGAGUGGGGUCCGUGCAGUAAGUCCUGCGGGAAGCUGGGAUAUCAGUCUCGUGUGGUCCAGUGCAUGCAGCCGCUCCAGAACGGCACCAACAGACCCGUUCACACCAAAUACUGCAGCGAGGAGCGUCCCGAGACCCGCAGAGCCUGUAACAGCAGCGCCUGCCCGUCUCCGUGGAGGACCGGAGCCUGGUCACAGUGUUCGGUGAGCUGCGGUGAAGGGAUCCAGCAGCGGCAGGUCAUCUGCUCCGGACAGUGUGACGCAAACAAACCCGAUUCCGUGUCCGUCUGCAAGCUUCCUCCCUGCACAGGUGAAGCAAACACAAGAUCAUGUGAGACGCUGAUGAGACUUCGGCUCCUGAAGCCUUUCUGUCAACAGCUUUAAGAGGCUUAAGUGUGUCUUUGUGGUGU